This is a messenger RNA of Heteronotia binoei (common prickly gecko), 3704 nucleotides long. It is a transcript of the gene ZBTB41, whose product is annotated as zinc finger and BTB domain containing 41. The coding region runs from base 504 to 3233 and encodes 909 amino acids. The record is from RefSeq and is a predicted model, not a curated record. NCBI's taxonomy places the organism in Eukaryota, Metazoa, Chordata, Lepidosauria, Squamata, Gekkonidae. Gene Ontology annotation, biological process: regulation of DNA-templated transcription. Gene Ontology annotation, molecular function: DNA-binding transcription factor activity, RNA polymerase II-specific; RNA polymerase II cis-regulatory region sequence-specific DNA binding; protein binding. The transcript is spliced from 12 exons.
UUUAUUUUUUUUUAAAAAGGCUCCGACUUUUACGGCCCAUUGGAGCGGUGGCGGCUGAACAAAGGGGGUGUGUGCGCGCGCGCCUUUGAGGCGACCGUUUUUUGCCACUCUCGUGGCGUGUAUGGGGGGGGGGGUGUCAGAAGAUAAACUCCUCCCCCUACUCGCACUGUGCGAGUUCAGGGGGGUUUUCGAGGGGCGGGAGACCCUGGUGUUGCUUGCCUGCGAGGAUAGUAAAAGCGGUCGCCCUGCAAGUUUUCUGACAGAGUGGGAACUGGAACCGUGAUCUCCCUGACUCUAGUCUGACAGUAAGCACUGCUCUACAGUGGCUCUCUGCGUAGCUUUGAAGCUGGAUUCUAAAUAGGAUAUUGAAUGUCAGGUUGCAAGCCUUGGCAUACUUGGGAAUGAGCUGUCAUAACUUCUAGCAUCAUGAAUUGAAGCAACAUUCCAUUUGAAAGUCUUUUGAUUACAUAUGAAGUUCCUGAUUUUAAAGUGGCACAACUGCAAUGAAGAAAAGAAGAAAGUUCACUUCAAAUCUAGUUGACAAAAUACGCUGUGAUCACCAGAAGAAAUCUUCAAAUAAGAUUCUUGUAGCAGACUCUGAACAAGAAACUGUUGUUGAUUCUGCAGAGGUUGCUGCUGCAGGUGAGCUUGCAUGUUCCAAAGAACUAUCUCCGUCACAAGAUCAAAGAGAGCUUUUAAGUUCCCUGCAAUAUAACAGAAAUCUUCUCAAAUACUUAAAUGAUGAUCGGCAGAAACAGCCAACUUUUUGUGAUCUUCUCAUAAUUGUUGAUGGAAAAGAAUUCAGUGCCCACAAAGUAGUUGUUGCUGUUGGAAGUAGUUAUUUUCAUGCUUACUUGAGCAAAAAUCCAAGAACAGAUGUAAUUACCUUGGAUCAUGUAACUCAUUCAGUAUUCCAUCAUCUUCUUGAGUUUCUGUACACAUCUGAGUUUUUUGUGUAUAAAAAGGAAAUCCCCUUAGUUUUAGAGGCAGCCAAGUUUUUAGAUAUUAUUGAUGCGGUUAAACUUCUGAAUGGUGAAGAUGUUUCUAAUUCACAGUCUGAGAAGACUGAGAGCCCAUCACGGGUACAAACAUCCAGUGAAUUGACUCAUAAAGUUGCAAGCAAUCACCAGUGUGCUUUGUGCAAUCGGAACUUCUGUUACAAGAAAUCCUUGGAAAAUCACUUGUUCAGAGCCCACAAAUCCUUUACCCGAGAAAAAGAAGAUGGCCUAAAAAUGGUUGAGAGGGCAGAUAUUUCUACAAGAAGGUCAAUGCGAAACCGCAAGUGUCCAGCUAAGUUUGAGCAGAGUGACAAUGAAAGUGAGGAAGCAUCUGAUAGCUAUCUUGAUAAAGAUGCUCCUGGCAAGGAAAGCAGUGAGUCUGAAGACAGCGGGAGUGAGUAUAAUACUGAUGAUGGCAGGAAGGAACAAGACACGUCUGGAGAUGAUACUGGGUCUGAAGAGCAAAGUGAAAAAGAACAGGAAGAAGAUGGUCAAGAACCAGAUAGCCUGGCAGGAAAAAUUCCUGAAAGCACUCUGUCAACAUAUAUCCCAGUGAUCGUGCAGAACAGUAACAAAAAAUGUUUGCGGUGUCCUAAGUGCGAUAAAACAUUUGAUCGAGCAGGGAAAUAUGAGAGCCAUACUCGUGUGCAUACUGGUGAGAAGCCUUUUGAGUGUGACAUCUGUCAUCAGCGCUAUUCGACCAAAUCCAACUUAACAGUUCACAGAAAAAAACACAAUAAUGAAGUAGAAUUUCAUAAAAAAGAACACAAAUGUGAAUACUGUAAUAAACUGCAUGCUACCAAAAAGACUUUGGUUAAACAUGUGAAAAGGUUCCAUCCUGAGAAUGCACAAGAAUUUUUCUCCAUCAAGAAAAAGAAAAGCGAAGGCUGGAAAUGUGAUAUUUGCAGUAAAUCAUUCACUCGAAGGCCUCAUUUGGAAGAACACAUGAUUCUUCACACUCAGAACAAGCCUUUCAAGUGUACCUAUUGUGAAGAGCACUUUAAGUCUCGUUUUGCUAGGCUGAAACAUCAAGAAAAGUUCCAUCUUGGACCUUUUCCAUGUGAUAUUUGCGGUCGUCAGUUUAAUGACACAGGAAAUCUAAAACGCCAUAUUGAAUGUACUCAUGGUGGAAAGAGAAAAUGGACCUGUUUUAUUUGUGGAAAAUCAGUAAGGGAACGAACAACUUUGAAAGAACACUUGAGAAUCCACAGUGGAGAGAGGCCCCAUCUUUGUAGCAUUUGUGGGCAGAGUUUUCGUCAUGGAAGUUCAUACAGACUUCAUCUACGAGUUCACCAUGAUGACAAAAGGUAUGAAUGUGAAGAAUGUGGAAAGACAUUUAUUCGCCAUGACCAUCUAACAAAGCACAAAAAGAUACACUCAGGGGAAAAGGCACAUCAGUGUGAAGAAUGUGGAAAAUGUUUUGGUCGAAGAGAUCACCUCACUGUUCAUUAUAAAAGUGUUCAUCUAGGUGAAAAGGUGUGGCAAAAAUACAAAGCAACAUUUCAUCAGUGUGAAGUCUGCAAGAAAGUCUUUAAGGGGAAAUCAAGUUUGGAAAUGCAUUUUAGGACACAUUCAGGUGAGAAACCCUAUAAAUGUCAAGUUUGCAACCAGUCCUUCAGGAUUAAGAAGACAUUAACUAAACACAUGGUCAUUCAUUCAGACGCUCGCCCUUUUAAUUGCCAAUACUGCAAUGCUACAUUUAAACGAAAGGACAAGCUGAAAUAUCAUACUGACCAUGUGCAUGGGGGAAAAUCCACAGAGGAUUCACCAAGCCCUCUGUCAGAAGAAAAAACAGACUCUCUGCCAACACAGUACACAGCUGAUGACAAGACUUUCCAAAGUGAGGCUAAACCAUUCAUGGAACAGACCAAGGUUUAUCAAGCAGAAACCAAAAGCAUGCUGCAGAAUGUUCCCUCAGACGUAUGUCUACCAGUGACACUGGUACCAGUUCAAAUACAUGACAACACUCAAACGGAUCUUGUACAGCAUGCUGCCGCUCUCACACCCUCGCCUCCCAAUAUUCUUCCUCCACAGGCCCCUCCAACUGAUUAUCAGCGAGCAACGGAUCUGGCUUUUCUAGAAAAAUACACACUUACCCCACAGCCGGCAAACAUAGUUCAUCCAGUCAGACCUGAGCAAAUGUUGGAUCCCAGAGAACCAUCGUACCUUGGGACGCUGCUGGGUCUUGAUACAGCUUCAGCAGUGCAGAAUAUUUCAAGUAAUGAGCAUUCAUGAUCAUGGGGCUGUUGCAUUCCACUGGUCUUAUUAACACUUAGCUGUCAGAAGGCUAAACAUCAUAUUUUCCUUGGCCUCCUCAGGUUUCUGAGAAUGCUGAGCAUAAAGGAAAGCAAGCUUUUUAUGUAAUGGUGAGCAUUCAGCAUUUUAUUGCAUAUUCAGAAUAUGUUCAUCAUGUUUCUUUCCAUAGAUAUUUUAAAGACUUCACAUCUCUUUAAAAAGGUACUGGUUUCCGGAAAUCUGAAUCAGUUUUCUAAUAACUGUCCGGUCUCUAUUCAAUAGUAGCUGUUCAGUCUUAGCAUUUAAUAUUCCUGAUUCACUUUUCUCAUACAAAAUCAUUCUACGAAAUUUAAGGAUGAAAACCACUUAUGCUGAACUUUAUAUUGUAGUUUAGUUUCAGCCCAACAAAUGGCAGUUUAAUUUGUGAACGUUGUUUGUACCUUGGUGUCAGGAUUUGAAAAAGUGGACACA